This is a messenger RNA of Raphanus sativus (radish), 1665 nucleotides long. RefSeq names its product choline/ethanolaminephosphotransferase 1. NCBI's taxonomy places the organism in Eukaryota, Viridiplantae, Streptophyta, Magnoliopsida, Brassicales, Brassicaceae. The transcript has 19 exons. The record is from RefSeq and is a predicted model, not a curated record. Gene Ontology annotation, cellular component: membrane. Gene Ontology annotation, molecular function: phosphotransferase activity, for other substituted phosphate groups. Bases 267 to 1445 code for a protein of 392 amino acids. Gene Ontology annotation, biological process: phospholipid biosynthetic process.
UAAUACAUUAAUCAAAUUCAAAACAAAAAUAAAUAUCUUGCACACGUGUGGGGGGGAAAGCAAAGCCCUCCGUUUGCUUUCAGGUCCUCUCGUCCCGCUUCGCCGUUCUUUCGGACAAAGAGAGCUAGAGACCGACUCUUGUCUCAUUCUUCACUCUCUUUCGGACACGGACACUCGAAAGGCUCUUCCUUUAUUUUCUCCGACACAAACCCCCCAGAACUGCCUUUGAAAAUUCGGAUGCAAAAUUGAAACAGGUUAGGAGAGUAAUGGGUUACAUAGGAGCACAUGGUGUAGCAGCUCUUCAUAGGUACAAAUACAGUGGAGUGGAUCACUCUUAUCUUGCUAAAUACCUUCUCAACCCUUUUUGGACUCGUUUUGUCAAAGUCUUCCCUCUAUGGAUGCCACCAAACAUGAUAACGCUUAUGGGGUUCAUGUUUCUAGUCACAUCUUCACUCCUAGGAUACAUAUAUUCACCUCAGUUGGAUUCUCCACCUCCACGUUGGGUGCACUUCGCACAUGGUUUGCUUCUUUUCUUGUAUCAGACAUUUGAUGCGGUUGAUGGGAAGCAAGCAAGAAGAACGAACUCCUCUAGCCCCCUAGGAGAGCUUUUUGAUCAUGGUUGUGACGCACUUGCUUGUGCGUUUGAAGCCAUGGCGUUUGGAAGCACUGCAAUGUGUGGAAGAGAUACUUUCUGGUUCUGGGUUAUUUCAGCUAUUCCCUUCUAUGGAGCUACAUGGGAACAUUAUUUCACCAACACACUUAUUCUUCCGGUCAUUAAUGGACCUACAGAGGGUCUUGCACUUAUAUAUGUCAGCCACUUCUUCACAGCCCUUGUCGGUGCUGAAUGGUGGGCUCAGCAGUUAGGGGAGUCCAUACCCUUGUUUAGUUGGGUGCCAUUUGUGAAUGCCAUCCAAACUUCAAGAGCAGUACUAUACAUGAUGAUCGCUUUUGCUGUUAUACCAACCGUUGCAUUCAAUGUGUCAAAUGUCUAUAAAGUUGUUCAAUCAAGAAAAGGGAGCAUGGUGCUAGCAUUAGCUAUGCUGUAUCCUUUCGUGGUUCUUCUUGGAGGUGUUUUGAUAUGGGAUUACUUGUCUCCAAUCAAUCUCAUAGCAACAUACCCUCACUUAGUUGUACUUGGAACUGGACUUGCCUUUGGAUUUCUAGUGGGAAGAAUGAUUCUUGCUCAUUUAUGUGAUGAGCCUAAAGGAUUGAAAACAAACAUGUGCUUGUCUCUAGUCUAUCUUCCUUUUGCACUUGCAAACGCUCUAACCGCAAGAUUGAAUGCUGGGGUUCCUCUAGUCGACGAGUUAUGGGUUCUUCUUGGCUACUGCAUAUUCACAGUGUCGUUAUACUUGCACUUUGCCACAUCGGUCAUACAUGAGAUCACUGCGGCUCUUGGAAUCUACUGCUUCAGGAUCACGAAGAAGCUUGAAAAGAAACCCUGAGGGUAAUGUUAAUUGUUUUGUGUGGACCGUUUGAUCAAUACGGAGAAUGAUCAAUAUGGACCUCCUCCCUGGAUCGGUGAUGUAUUUCUUCUUACUCAUCUUGUGUUUGUUUGAUCAGAAUAGAUAAAUUUAUGUAGAAAACUUUGUGUAAGGUUUUUAUCUUUGAAUUUAUUUUUGGAAAAAAUACAAAAAAUUAUUAAUAUUAUCUUCUUAACUGCUA